Messenger RNA from Emiliania huxleyi CCMP1516, 218 nucleotides. RefSeq lists its product as hypothetical. The annotation marks the transcript as partial. The transcript has a single exon. NCBI's taxonomy places the organism in Eukaryota, Haptophyta, Isochrysidales, Noelaerhabdaceae. The record is from RefSeq and is a predicted model, not a curated record.
CCGACGUGCUGCGGUUUGCUGCUCGAGACAGGCAACUUCGCCGCCGGCCUCACGCUGACCGCUGCCAACACGUGCUUCGUGCUCGAGCCGCAGCUCGACGCAGCGCUGCAGGCGCAGCUCGAGGGACGUGUGCACCGCCCAGGGCAGACCCGCGUCGCGAAGAUUGUGCACCUGUACACGCCCGGCACCGUCGAGGAGCGCGUCGUGCAGCUUCGUCG